GGGGCUGACGGGUGACACCGCGUUCUCUCCAUGAGGCUCUGAGCGCCACGGAGGACCGGUCGAGUGGACAUAAACAGACCCUCUCCCGGUGCACGUGCAGCGAAGCCCGUUCUAGGGGGUCAGACAUCCCAAACCCGAGACCCCUCUGCCUUGCCCACCUGGGCUGCACUCUUCUGCCGGUCCGUCCUUCUCCCCAGUUUUCGGUAUAUAAUUAGGUCGACCAUGGUGGCCGGGACCCGCUGUCUUCUAGUGUUGCUGCUUCCCCAGGUCCUCCUGGGCGGCGCGGCCGGCCUCAUUCCGGAGCUGGGCCGCAAGAAGUUCGCCACGGCAUCCGGCCGCCCCUUGUCCCGGCCUUCGGACGACGUUCUCAGUGAGUUUGAGUUGAGGCUGCUCAGCAUGUUCGGCCUAAAGCAGAGACCCACCCCCAGCAAGGACGCCGUGGUGCCCCCCUACAUGCUGGACUUGUACCGCCGGCACUCGGGCCAGCCAGGAGCGCCCGCCCCGGACCACCGGCUGGAGAAGGCAACCAGCCGCGCCAACACCGUGCGCAGCUUCCACCACGAAGAAGCCGUAGAAGAACUCCCAGAGAUGAGUGGGAAAACAGCCCGCCGCUUCUUCUUCAACCUAAGUUCUGUCCCCACGGAAGAGUUCAUCACGUCUGCGGAACUCCAGAUUUUUCGGGAACAGAUACAGGAAACUUUGGGAAACGAUAGUUUCCAGCACCGAAUUAAUAUUUAUGAAAUUAUAAAGCCUGCAGCAACCAGCUUGAAAUUCCCUGUGACCAGACUACUGGACACCAGAUUAGUGAAUCAGAACACAAGUCAGUGGGAGAGUUUUGAUGUCACCCCGGCCGUGACGCGGUGGACUGCACAGGGACAUGCCAACUAUGGGUUUGUGGUGGAAGUGGCCCAUUUGGAGGAGAAACCAGGUGUCUCCAAGAGACAUGUGAGGAUCAGCAGGUCUUUGCACCAAGAUAAACAUAGCUGGUCACAGAUAAGGCCAUUGCUAGUGACUUUUGGCCACGAUGGCAAAGGACAUCCACUCCACAGAAGAGAAAAGCGUCAAGCCAAGCACAAACAACGGAAGCGCCUCAAGUCCAGCUGCAAGAGACACCCUUUGUACGUGGACUUCAGCGAUGUGGGGUGGAACGACUGGAUUGUGGCCCCUCCAGGCUAUCAUGCCUUUUACUGCCAUGGGGAAUGUCCCUUUCCCCUGGCGGAUCACCUGAACUCCACUAACCAUGCCAUAGUACAGACGCUCGUGAACUCUGUGAAUUCCAAGAUCCCAAAGGCAUGUUGUGUGCCAACGGAGCUCAGCGCAAUCUCCAUGUUGUACCUAGACGAGAAUGAAAAGGUUGUGCUAAAAAACUAUCAGGACAUGGUUGUGGAGGGCUGUGGGUGUCGUUAGCACAGCAACAAUAAACAAAUAAAUAUAUAUAUUUUAGAAAAAGAAAAAAACCCUACUCCCCCCCCAAAAAAAAACCAGCUGACACUUUAAUAUUUCCCAAUGAAGACUUUAUUUAUGGAACGGAAUGGAAAAAAAACACAGCUAUUUUGAAAAUAUAUUUAUAUCUACGAAAAAGAAGUUGGGAAAGCAAAUAUUUUAAUCAGAGAAUUAUUCCUUAAAGAUUUAAAAUGUAUUUAGUUGUACAUUUUAUAUGGGUUCAACUCCAGCACAUGAAGUAUAAUGGUCAGAGUUAUUUUGUAUUUAUUUACUAUUAUAACCACUUUUUAGGAAAAAAAAGAUAGUUAAUUUGUAUUUAUAUGUAAUCAAAAGAAAUAUCGGGUUUGUAUAUAAUUUUCCAAAAAUUGUAGUUGUUUUUCAGUUGUGUGUAUUUAAGAUGCGAAGUCUACAUGGAAGGUUACUGGGCAAAGUGCUUGCACGUUUGCUUUUUGUUUUUCGCAGCACUACUGUUAAGUUCACAAGUUCAAGUCCAAAAAAAAAAAUGGAUAAUCCACUCUGCUGACUUUCAAGAUUAUUAUAUUAUUCAAUUCUCAGGAAUGUUGCAGAGUGGUUGUCCAAUCCGUGAGAACUUUCAUUCUUAUUAGGGGGGGAUAUUUGGGCAAGAACCAGACAUUACUGAUCUGCUAGCAAAGCUCUCCUUGCAGAAAGAAUAAAGCAGAACGAGUGGAAAUAAAUAGGAAAACUGUGACCAUGUCAGGAAAUGAUAAUGGCGUCUUGUUCUUUCCCAAACCUAUGAUCCCUUCCAGGGGACUGAUCUGGCCAAAGUACUAAAUAAAAUAUAAUAUUUCUUCUUUAUUAA
This is a messenger RNA of Alexandromys fortis (reed vole), 2263 nucleotides long. RefSeq names its product bone morphogenetic protein 2 (gene Bmp2). Gene Ontology annotation, molecular function: growth factor activity; cytokine activity. The transcript has 3 exons. Gene Ontology annotation, cellular component: extracellular region. Bases 223 to 1407 code for a protein of 394 amino acids. Lineage: Eukaryota; Metazoa; Chordata; Mammalia; Rodentia; Cricetidae. Gene Ontology annotation, biological process: BMP signaling pathway. The record is from RefSeq and is a predicted model, not a curated record.